This is a messenger RNA of Orycteropus afer afer, 1473 nucleotides long. RefSeq names its product ankyrin repeat domain 33B (gene ANKRD33B). The coding region runs from base 1 to 1473 and encodes 490 amino acids. The record is from RefSeq and is a predicted model, not a curated record. Lineage: Eukaryota; Metazoa; Chordata; Mammalia; Tubulidentata; Orycteropodidae. Gene Ontology annotation, molecular function: protein binding. The transcript is spliced from 4 exons.
AUGGUGCUGCUGGCCGGGCCCGGGCCGGAGGGCGCCGGGGCGCGCUGCGUGUCCCCUCAACCUCCGUCUCCGCCGCCAGGCGAGCCGGCCGAGGGAGACCCCGGAGACUACGAGGAGUACGACGACUUCUCGCGGCUGCCAGACACCCGCAGCGUCGCCUCGGACGACUCUUUCUACCCUCCGGCCGGCGAGGAGGGGCGCGGCACCUCCAGCACUGGGGGCGCCCCGGUGGGCGUCCCGGAGGCGGCGACCCUCCUGCGCGCAGCCUGUACCAACGACGUGGAGCUGCUGCGGGCGCUGGUGCGCCGGGGACCGCGCGUCGAGGAGGUGCGGGAGACCGACCGUAACGGCCGGACUGGGCUUAUUGUCGCCUGCUACCACGGCUUCUUGGAUACUGUGGUGGCCUUAGCAGAGUGCCCCCAUGUUGACGUCAACUGGCAGGACCACGAGGGGAACACGGCCCUCAUCAUGGCUGCUCAGGCAGGGCACGCCGCCAUCACCAACUACUUGUUGAACUAUUUCCCUGGCCUUGACCUGGAGAGGAGGAACGUAUUUGGGUUCACAGCGCUAAUGAAAGCCGCCAUGCAGGGCCGAACCGAGUGCAUCCGAGCCCUGAUGCUGGGAGGAGCAGAUGUCCAUGCGAGAGACCCCCGUCGUGGGAUGUCACCACAGGAGUGGGCUGCCUACACGGGGCGCACAGAGGCGGUCCACCUCAUCCAGAGGCUACUGGAACGUCCCUGCCCAGAGCAGUUUGCGGAAAAGUACAAGCCAGAGCUGCCGCUGGUCCCCGAAGCCAUUCUGAAGGCCUCAGACUCCAAAAGCUGCCUGCAAAGGCUCACCAAGUUCCUGCGGUCCACUCUGACCUCCCGGUCGGGCCAGGGCCCGGAGGAUGGGGGUGUCCUGGACCACAUGGUCAAGAUGACCACAAGUCUCUACAGCCCAGCGGUGGCAGUUGCCUGCCAGACUGUGUGCCCUGAGCACCCCCCCUGCGUGGGGAAACUGCGGCCAGCAGUACAGGAAAUCCUGGGGGCUCAGAGAGGCCAGGACACCCACGCCAGGGACAAGGAUGAGGUGGAGGGCUCUGCGCAGCAAUGCAGGACUUACCAGGCCCAGGAGGUCUCCAGUGAGGGGUCCCCGAGAGCUAGCCUGCCAUCACCACCCCUGCUGGGUGCCCAGGUGGCCCCUGCCUCACGGAAGGCCAGCCUCCUGCCCCUGCAGCUGCUGAGACGGAGUAGCGUGCGGCCGGGCAUGGUCAUCCCCAGGGUCCGCAUCAGCAAGGCGCCCUCACCCACUUUCCAGCCAGAGCGACCGGCCGCCAAGGGCAGCACCAAGGACAGCACCCACCUGCAGAUCCCCAAGUGGCGCUACAAGGAGGCCAAGGAGGAGAAGAGGAGGGCAGAGGAGGCGGAGAGGAAGCGCACGGAGGAGGCGCAGAAGGAACGGCGGGCAUCUCGCUGGAGGAAAAGGACGUGA